This is a messenger RNA of Drosophila subpulchrella, 402 nucleotides long. RefSeq lists its product as uncharacterized. Lineage: Eukaryota; Metazoa; Arthropoda; Insecta; Diptera; Drosophilidae. The coding region runs from base 34 to 285 and encodes 83 amino acids. The transcript is spliced from 2 exons. The record is from RefSeq and is a predicted model, not a curated record.
GUUCUGAAUCAGGGUAGUUCACAGAACCUUACAAUGGUUCGCUUAAUGAUCUAUAUUCUAUUGGGAAUAGCAUUUGGCUUUUGUCGUCUAUGUUUCUCCGGCACGGGGUUUCAUAUAACUGAACAAAAACGAAGACACACCGUAAAGGCACGUAUAAUGUCCAACAUUAGCAUGACGCUCUAUUGGUUGUUCCAAAAGUACUUACCAUUUGAAAUCAUUAAAAACGAAAAUGAGUGGGAUGAAAUCAUAGGUGCUGAAGAGGUCGAAAUAUUUGCUUGGGACUAAUAUUAAAAUGAUCUGAUUUUCAAUAAUCAAUAUACAGUACUGCCCAAGUGAAACGCUUUUAUUCCUCAGUUACAAUUACAUUUAUUUGCAGAUUAUUAAAUUAAUUGGUACAUAUAA